Molecule: messenger RNA, 1743 nt
Organism: Cryptomeria japonica (Japanese cedar)
Lineage: Eukaryota; Viridiplantae; Streptophyta; Pinopsida; Cupressales; Cupressaceae
Product: LRR receptor-like serine/threonine-protein kinase EFR
Exons: 1
Coding region: 1-1743 (580 amino acids)
Molecular function (GO): protein binding
Source: RefSeq, a predicted model, not a curated record
AUGCUUUCUCUGCUAGCGUUAUUCCUUUUAGCUUUCACACCUGUAACAGCUCAUACAUCACGCAAAUCUUCUUAUUCUGAUCAAGAUGCACUUUUGGCUUUCAAGAAGGCGGUGCUAGUUGACCCAUAUAGAUCCUUGGGCAAUUGGUCUACCAAUCACACCCUCUGCAACUGGACUGGUGUCACCUGUUCUUCUCGCCGAGAGCGUGUAAUUUCCUUGAAUCUCACAGGUAUGGCUUUACUCGGUUACAUCUCUCCUUACCUGGGAAAUCUUUCUUUCCUUUCAACGCUUGUUCUUAAAAAUAACAGCUUUGAAGGCCAAAUUCCACCUCAGUUGGGAAGACUUUUUCGGUUGAGAAUGCUCCGACUGUCUAGAAAUGAUUUGGAAGCCUCCAUUCCACCCGAGUUAGGAGACUGCCGCUCUUUGCAAUCUCUUACUCUGUCUUAUAACAAUCUAACCGGCAGCAUUCCCCCCCAGCUUGGCCGUCUGUCAAAGUUAGAAGCCAUGGCAUUAGCGAUGAACCAACUGACAGGUACAAUUCCAUCAUUCAUAGCAAACAUGUCCUCCUUAAUUCAAUUAGAUUUGGGCUCAAACAGAUUACAUGGCGUCAUUCCUGUUGAAUUGGGUACGCUUACCCAACUCAAACUUCUUUUUCUCGGCCUAAAUAACUUCACUGGACCAAUUCCUGCUAUCCUUUCCAACUGUAGUCUUCUCCAAAACUUGUCAUUACAGGACAACCUGUUAACAGGUGACAUACCCUGGCAAUUUGGCAAGCUGUCAGAAUUGCAGGAACUUAUAUUAUGGGAAAACCAACUCACUGGAAAAGUCCCAAGCUCCCUCUCGAAUUGCACUCAACUGGAGCAGCCAGUGUUAGCCAUUAACCAGCUAGAGGGUACGCUGCCCUUAGAGUUUGCUAAAUUGCUGCAGCUUAGGCGGUUUGAGGUAAGGGAGAAUCAUUUCGUGAGUGGAAGCAACCAUCUGCCCAUUCUAACAGCCUUAGCUAACUGCUCCAAAUUAAAUGUAUUGGAUUUGGCCUGGAAUAAUUUCACCGGGGUCAUUCCCUCUUCAGUAGGCCACAGUUUAGAUGGGAGCAUCCCAAACAGUUUGGGUGAUGCAAAAAGGCUUGGUUUUUUAUCACUAAGUGAGAACAAGCUGUCAGGACAAAUUCCAGAUACUCUUGGCAACCUCACACAACUACGCUACAUCUAUCUUGAUCACAAUCAUUUGUCAGGAGAAAUCCCUGCCAGUUUAGGGAGAUGCCGAUCUCUGAUGCUGCUGGAUUUGGCUUACAACAAUCUAGCAGGCAACAUACCUCCAGAAGUUGCUGCUCUUCCAGAUCUCCAAUUCUAUUUCAACGUGUCCAGAAAUUUGUUACAAGGUUCUCUCUUAGGCAUGAGCAAUAUGUUAAUGGUCCGAGCUAUAGAUGUAUCAAUGAACAAGUUCUCUAAUGGCAUUCCAAGUGCAAUCGCAAGCUGCAUCGCAUUAGAGUAUCUAAAUUUGUCUUGGAAUGCAUUUACAGGUCCAAUUCCUACCUCUCUUGCCAAACUGGUAAAUCUUCAACUCAUGGAUCUUUCCUUCAACAACUUGACAGGUACAAUACCAGGGAAUUUUAAAGAUAUGAAAAUGCUCCGGAAUAUCAAUCUGUCUUCAAACAGGUUAACUGGAGAGGUCCCACAAGGAGGAGUUUUUGCAGAAUUGGAUGUCUCAGCACUUAUGAAUAACCUUGGGCUUUGUGGCACAUAG